AUGUCGCAACCAGACAACACGGAUACUGAGCCAGGACUGAAAGCUCCAGAGACACGGUCGCGAACAGCACAGCGAGUAUGGCUCAAAGUGGCCACGGCGACCAUCGUCGUGGCUGUUAUCUCACUUCUGUCGAUCUGCACCAUCGCUCCGCCUUUGUCUUACAACACCCGCAGCACUACAGAAUUGGUAGUACAAAACGCUAGCAGUGUCUGGCAACCGAUACCAGCUCAUGAACCCUUUGCAUUCCAGAAGCGAGACGACUGGUGGGACAAGAAGGUCAAGAAGGGACACUGGCUUCCACAAGCCCAGUGGACAGACUUCGCAGCUCUCGAGCAGAAUGGAUGGGAGACAGAGCAGUGGACUCUCGACAAGCCUGGCGAUAACCCUUUCCUCAAAGCCAUCCGCGCCCUCAAGAUCCGCACAGUCCUCCAAAUCUUCGGGCUCUCCCAGAGGUCCACCACCCCAUCAGCCUGGACCGAGAUGGACCACGACCACCCAGCGAGUGAAGCCUCCUACCAGAACCUCUUCAGUCUUGCCGACGGCGUCCUCGUGGCAGAUUUUAACUACUCACCCGACUAUCAGAUCAAGCUGAACGAGCUCGACGUUACCGCCCCAGCGCUGACGCAAUGGUCUGAUAUCGUGUUCUUAGACUGGCAGGAACUACAUCACCAGGCUGGGAGCAGUGAGGAGCAGAAGAGGAAGAUCCAACACUUUCUAAGAAUCAAGAUCCGUAAUGAGGAGACUGUCUCCACAGCCAGAGCUGCACGGAACGGCGGUGUUAGGACGGGUGGGCAAGAGAGACCGCCAGGGUAUCCAGGCUGGGAAUGGAAGAUCCACGAAGAAGCGGCUGAAGCCAUCAUGGGCACUGCCAAUGGCGCGGGAACAGCUUACUUCCUCGUGCAGCAUAAAGCGUACUUCGGACUCAAGGGUCUUGAUUCCAUACGGGCUUUCGAUUGCACUGAGGAUGAAGAGGAUGAUUUUGAGAUGUGCCUAGACUUUCACGUUGUGGAUGGGCCGGUCGUUAUGAGGGAAGAUUAA
Messenger RNA from Fulvia fulva, 1038 nucleotides. RefSeq lists its product as uncharacterized. The transcript is spliced from 4 exons. Lineage: Eukaryota; Fungi; Ascomycota; Dothideomycetes; Mycosphaerellales; Mycosphaerellaceae. Bases 1 to 1038 code for a protein of 345 amino acids. The record is from RefSeq and is a predicted model, not a curated record.